Lasiodiplodia theobromae is the source of this 225-nucleotide messenger RNA. RefSeq lists its product as uncharacterized. Gene Ontology annotation, cellular component: mitochondrial inner membrane. The record is from RefSeq and is a predicted model, not a curated record. The transcript is spliced from 3 exons. Lineage: Eukaryota; Fungi; Ascomycota; Dothideomycetes; Botryosphaeriales; Botryosphaeriaceae. Bases 1 to 225 code for a protein of 74 amino acids. Gene Ontology annotation, biological process: mitochondrial respiratory chain complex IV assembly.
AUGGCCAUCCCACGCUCCUCCUACUACGACCGGAACUACCGCCAGGCGCCCGCCCUGAUCCGCGCCCGCCAGCCCUACCUGGUUAAAAACAUCGUCACCGGCGCUGCAAUCUUCAGCUUCGCAAUUGGCGUUUACGCCUUCACUAUCCGCGCCGUUGCCCAGGACGAGUUCGAAGACGUCAAGGUCCCCGACCAGCCCGCCCGCCCGCCGAACGCCAGCGCAUGA